AUGAAGGAAAAUGAACAGCAAAAAAAAGAGAAAGAAAUAGGUAUAAAUGUAAUGGAUUCUGAUCGAAAAGCAGUGAAUUCAAUAGCAGCUCCAAGAAAAUCGAUUUGUGCUGGAAUUCUUACAAAGCUAAACAAGCCAUUCCAAAAUGAGGAACCAUCCGGAAUUACUCGAGAACAGCACCAAUGCUAUAAUGGACAUGAUGAGGAUCAUAACCAGAAGCAUCAUCAGCAAAUUUAUGAUUUUACUGGUUCACUGAAAGACGAGUUGUCAGUACCAGCAUUUGGAACAGGCACCAAUGAAACAGUUCUUCAGGCGGUAGAAUCAUUGAUUAAGUACCCAUUUACCGUAUGCAACACGGACCCACCGGGAUUAUGUUCCUCCUUCAACACAAUCAAUAAUGGCAACAAAGAAGAAUUUCACUGUGCGCUUCGUAUUAAUCGAUAUUUUGAAUGA
This is a messenger RNA of Loa loa (African eye worm), 453 nucleotides long. RefSeq lists its product as hypothetical. The transcript is spliced from 2 exons. Lineage: Eukaryota; Metazoa; Nematoda; Chromadorea; Rhabditida; Onchocercidae. The record is from RefSeq and is a predicted model, not a curated record. The coding region runs from base 1 to 453 and encodes 150 amino acids.